Messenger RNA from Parnassius apollo (apollo), 462 nucleotides. NCBI's taxonomy places the organism in Eukaryota, Metazoa, Arthropoda, Insecta, Lepidoptera, Papilionidae. The record is from the annotation of a GenBank genome assembly.
AUGGCGGAUGGGUCGCCUGAACACCGCAUCGGUCGAACUCAAAUGAACAAUUUAACUUUUACCGCGUCAGACACCUCGGAUGAUGACAUAAAAAAGUGCAGUGGGCAAACUUUAGACAGUGGUAAAAUGAAUUUAUCGUUCUACACCGAACUAGAAUUAGAUACGAGUGAUUCGUGUGAGAAAAGUGAUUCGAGCGGCGUGGUCUCGGACGAUUCCGCGACGCUCGGCGCUACAGAUUCCCGAAAAUUGGCUGGCAUUAACGCCGUAGACGGUGAUGAUAGGAAGAAGCGAUGUUUCGACAGAUAUGACAGCUCCGAAUCUUCUGACAGAUGGGUGAUACAUACCACGUCGCAGCCAGCAACAACCGGUCGUCCCCCGCCCCUACCGUCAUUAGAAGCAUGCGCGGGCGCAUUGGCCCUCGACCGUGGCGCAUGCUUCAAGCCGGGAACACGAUGGACGUGA